Acaulospora morrowiae is the source of this 225-nucleotide messenger RNA. Lineage: Eukaryota; Fungi; Glomeromycota; Glomeromycetes; Diversisporales; Acaulosporaceae. The record is from the annotation of a GenBank genome assembly.
AUGCUUCGAGCUUCUCUGAAGAGAAACUUUGUAACCGAUGUCAUACCUCAAUUUUCUCAAUUUUAUGGUUUCUUACAGCCUAAACUUAAAGCUACUUCUCAUAAACCUUCAUUAGGGUCCAAGGUACUGAAUUUGUUAACAAGAAACACUUACAAAACAUAUUCACCCGAAGACACGGGCGAAAUCUUUCAGAAAUGUAAGAACUUGACUCAACUUAAGAACUCG